AUCUAAUUUCGCACGUAGACUUUUCAGUUGUUCAGUUGCUAUCGAAGCGUGUUCAUCCAAUUUCAAGGAUAAUUCGAGUCCGCAUUACGUAUUUAGGAUGAUUGUGAAAAUGCGAGUGCGUACAGGAUACACACCCAUUAGAACAGGAAAAAAUAAUACAUUUUUUUAUUUUAUUAAUUCUUCUGAGUAUUAAAUAAGUUUAUGCACAAUAAAAAAUUGUACUAUACUUAUAAUCCUGUGAAAUUCUUACUAAAAACGUUCUCAAAGAAAAUAUCUGUGAAAAAAAUAAACAAAGUGGUAAACACAAUAAUACUGAACAUUAUGUUGUUGUGUUGACAAAUUGACUGACUGAUAUAAGUGUCUUGUGAGUGUGAGUGUUUAUAUAAAGUUUUUUUUUGGUUAACAGUUUUGAACUUGGAUUCUUAAUGGAAGCAGCGUUACGCUACACAGACACAAGCUGGCACUUAUUCAACCAAAGCCGUAAACAAUCCUCAAAAUCAGAAAAAUUCAUAUCGUACGAAAAAGCCAACAAUCUCGAUGAAACAGCACCUUUGCUACCCAACGGUACCCUACCAACGACAACCGAUCCGCCAACGAAAGACCAACCGGAUACCGCGAAAGAUAACGUUACUAGCGCUGAAGACGCAGAUUCUUCAGCCAGUAGUAUCGUGUACGAAAAAAUCGAUAAGCUUCAAAGACCUGACACCGACCCCAAACAGACUGUCAAAAUCGAAACGGUGGAAGUGGCAUACGAACCUGUCAAAUGUCAUGCCGAAAUUGUGUUGCACGCUCACGAUGAAUCGCUGAAAAACGGCCAUGACGUGAAUAAGAUGCUCCGAUCCACCUCCUACAAUGGUUUCGGAGAAGCGCUUACCAGCCAGCCGAGGUCAUCACGAGGAGGUAACCCUACCUCCAGUGGAAUGGACCUCAGCUACGUCACAGAACGGAUCAUAUCCAUGUGGUUUCCAUCGUCCGCUACGCCACAUUCUUAUAGACAAGGGCAACAACAGGCUGGUCACAUGCUGAGGAACAAACAUGGAGACAACUACAUGGUUUUUAAUCUAUCGGAACCAAAGAGGUCAUUGCGGAACGAACAUAAGCAUGUCAAAGAAGUUGGUUGGGCAGCCAGCUUAGCUCCUCCAUUGGAAAGGUUAUGUAGCAUCUGUAAGGAAAUUGAUUCGUGGCUAUCUGGAGACCAACAUCGGAUUGCGGUACUACAUGCAAGGGGUGAUAAAGACAAACUAGGAGUGAUUGUGGCAGCUUAUAUGCAUUAUUCAAGCAUUUGCGGUAGCGCUGAACAAGCUUUGGAUAGGUUCUCCAUGCGGAAAUUUUUAGAAGACACCGUUGGACCACUUGCCCUGCCAUCUAAUAAAAGAUAUAUUGAGUACUUUGCUGGCCUCCUCUCUCACAACAUCAAAGUUAACGCGGCGCCCAUGUAUCUUACACACGUUACUGUCCUGGGAGCGCCAGUAUUCCAACAUGGCGGUUGUAAAGCCUUUCUAAAACUUUAUGAAGGACACACGCCAGUUUAUACUUCAGGUGUGUACUCGAUUUCGAACGGAAUAAGCCAAUUUACCGUCAACGUUACCGGUGAUGGUAGAAGGGGCUUGCAACUAAGAGGCGAUAUCCUCAUCAAAUGCUAUCAUCGAGGCGAAAUGGGGAGAGAAACGAUCUUCUCCUGUCAAUUUCACACGUGUGCUGUUUCCGACCACACGUUGAGUUUUACCAGACAGGAGUUGGAUAUCGCCUGCAAUGACCAUCGAUUUCCAUUGGACGGUGCGGUCGAGCUUCAUUUCUCACCUGGUCCAGAAGGGAGACAUCCUGCACCAGCACCAACGCCCGCUGUUCCUUUCACCCAUACCGAUGAUCCCAUUACUAGAGCUGACAGCCCAUUAAUUCUAGAGGAGUACGACGAUUCAGAAGAAUAUGAUGACGAAGACGUAAACCAUACCUUCGGACCUUUAGACGGCAGUAUCUACGCAACAAUCGCCAAAAAGCCUGAACUGUCGCCGGGGGCCGUUUCCAGUCCAUUGACAGUGUCGAUGGACAGUGGCAUUUCAUCAGCAGGACACCAACCGCAAAACGCCAACACCACCGCCUCCUCGGGCAGCCCCCCACCGACCGCCCAGCCGUCCCCUCUCACCCCGGAGGACCAGCAUCGCGAACUGGACGAGCUGCUCAGCGACAUGAUGCUCACCGUCCAGUCGAUUCCGGACCUGAAGCCGUCAUCGGCGACACCGAGAGACGAGGACAGCUUCCGGUUUAUCGACGACGACGACGACAAAACGAUUCCGUAUCACGCGCGACAGUCCAGUCAGCCCUUUAGUUACGGUAUUAACGCCACCAUGAUAAACGAAAACAAGCGGCUGGCGAGUCCGUCUCUGGUCCGGAAAGCCAGCGGUAAAGGUUCGGUCAACGAAGGGAUCUACAAAAGCUCGCUCAGCAGCGACAGUACCUACAAAGGUUCGCCGGGCAGCGACAGUACGUACAAAAGCUCGAUCAGUAGCGAUGGAACAUUGAGGAAGGUCCAGGCUCAGGUAUAUCCGGAAUUCGGGUCGAAAGUUAACGAUUACAGCAAGCGAGAUCCUCUGGAUGAUGUGUUUAUUCAUACAAGUAAUCAACAAAUUCAGCCAAUAAAACGCGACUUUCGGGAAGAAUACUACAGAGAAGACACCAGAAGGUACGACCCUUUGAAAAGAAGUUUAACGGAAGGCACGAUACGAAGGAGUCCCGAAAAAAUGACGUACAAACAUUCGAAUUCCUUAGUCACGAGUCCCUAUUCGGAUUCGGACAGUUUAUCGCCUCCAGGAGCAUUCAGGAAUAACACGAAGAGUCCGGAAUUUCACGAAACAUAUACUACAGGCUCCAACCUCACAUGGCUACAACGACAGCAGCAAAAGCUCAAAGAGCGUCGAGAAAUAAUCUUAAGAGAAGAACGGCAACCACACGAAACAAGGCUACUAUCAGAACUCCGUUCUCUACAGCAUUCGAGACACAUGCGCCCUACUGCGAGUCAUCGCCUAGAUGGUUAUACCAGUGACACUACGGCUUUUGCUGAUGAUGAUGAUGACUAUACGAUUCCUCUUCAUAUUAACACCAUGCAGAAAAAUGGAACAUCAACGCCGGGAUCUACAAGCACCUAUAGCACUUUAAAAAGUACUUACAGUACUUCUGCGAAAAACGAAAGACCUUUUGUUAGCGUUAAGAGAGCCCACGAAAGAUUUCAACAGAAUGGAAAUCAGACCCCGGCCCAAAUCCUAGCUGCCAAUCCGUUAGGUCAAAUUGUCAGGCCACCAUCCCGUGGAGUAGAUCAAGUCGACAACAGCGGUCUGCUAUCAUUAGUAGAAAAACAACAGUACACACAGCACAAAGCCAACUAUGGUCACCAGCAACGCGAAACGGUGGGUAUAGAAAGCGAAAAUAUCGAAAUCAGGCCGCCAGUAGAUGGCGCGAGACUCGAAGCUCUGAAUGACUUGAUUGCUAACCUCUCCAGCGGCUCUGACAAGUCUAACAGCCCUAAUAAUUCUGCACCAGCAUGGCAGUUCCAACGCGAAGAUUCUUGGAGAUCCCAAACACUAGACGACUCGAGCCCUUCGCAUAAUUCUUCACCAAGGCCGCAAACGCCGGCGUUCCCAGUACACGCACGAACGCCCUACAUAAACGCUUCUACCCCGACUGUACAGUUUGACAUACCUUCCGAACGACUACCUCCAAAAAGUCCUACGACCCAGCGACGAUUGAGUUUUCCAUCGUCAGCGCAUAAAAGCAAUUUGAAGUGGUCCCUUUCUCCUGAAAGAAAGGACCGACCGACUUCCCCAUCCGACCUAACAAACGGUACCUCGACCGAUUACACACACACAAUAACUAGCCGCAGCGUUUCGGCCACUCCCACUUCAGGUUUUCGCGACGUUACGGACACCUACCAGCACAGCCCGAAAAGUCCGAGUUACAACGGUUCUUCGUCGCCCACCGUUUACUACGGUACGUCAAGAAGGAGUUCCGUAAAUUCCAACAACGAGUCGCCGCACGAAGUUUCUGCGGCCAACGUGAAGUUCGUAAGAGAUACCUCCAAAUUUUGGUACAAGCCGUCGAUUUCCCGAGAACAAGCCAUAGCAAUGCUUCGUGAUCAACAACCAGGUACCUUCGUGGUGCGCGACUCCAACUCCUUCCCGGGAGCUUUCGGACUAGCUUUAAGAGUGGCUACAGUCCCAUCGAACGUCCAAAACAAAAGCGGCUCUACAGACGAUUUAAUCCGUCACUUUUUAAUAGAACCAACAAGCAGGGGAGUUCGACUUAAAGGCUGCCAAAACGAACCAGUCUUUAGCUCAUUAUCGGCCUUAAUUUACCAACACUCCAUCACGCAAAUGGCGCUGCCUUGCCGACUAAUCCUUCCUGCGGACGAUUUGAGGUAUUCAGAGCAAAAUGGAGUUCAAUCGCAAUCGCUGUUUACCCAAGGAGCAGCCUGUAACGUCAUCUACCUCUCAACCAUCGAUAUGGAAUCGUUGACGGGGCCGCAAGCUGUCAAAAAGGCGGUGAUGCAACUCUUCCAGAAAAAUCCACUUCCCGAUACAGCAACAGUACAUUUCAAAGUCAGCGAUCAAGGUGUCACGUUGACUGAUAACAAGAGAAAGCUAUUCUUCAGGAAGCACUAUCCAAUUAGUACUGUGUCGCAUUGCGGAUUGGAUCCCGAUGAGCAUCGGUGGUUGGUUAAUGCGGAGGACACGGGUGCAGCUAAGAGUUCCAAUCGAAUAUUCGGAUUCGUAGCAAGAAAACCGAACGUCAGCAACCCUGACAACCAGUGCCAUUUGUUCGCCGAACUGGAACCCGAACAACCAGCCACCGCCAUCGUGAAUUUCCUUAAUAAAGUUUUAACAUCCAGUGGCAUUAAACCGAACAUUGUUUAAAACAAUAAUCAACGCGACUACCGAGAGUUUGUCACAUCACAGAAUCUUCCAAGUAAAAAGAAACAAUUCAACCAAAUCGUCAGCCAUCGUCAGUAUUUUUGAAAAAUACUUCUUGAAUGAAAACUUCCGAGAGAUGUCACACAAAAUUUUGUAAUGCCUAGUCCCUUUUUAUUUAAUAUAUUAUAAAACUUUUUAGGGUUAAGACAUUUUUUUUUGUUUGGAGAUGCAUUACUGCGUCUUUCAAAAAAAAUCAUUGUAUAUGUAUAUAUUAAAUAACACUAAGUGUGCCUGUCCAGAUUUUUUCUUAAUUUUUACAUAUUUUAAUUUUCGUUUUUGUCUCCGUGAAGUGCUUUAAAUAUUUGAAAUAUUAGCAACGUUCACGAAUUUUUUUUUUAUUUUCUCUUCUAAUAAAAGAACGUAUUCUACUGGACCUUGUUAGUGUUUUUGUUAUGAAAAAUUAACAAUAAGCAACACAAGAUUGACUGAUCGAAAUUAUUGUACUGGCAUGUCGGGGUAUCAGUAGAGUAUUAGUAACAGUAUCCUUCUAAACACAACCAAAUACCUAUUAAAUAUUUAUAAAAACUUGUUAUUUACGACUUAAUUUAAUAUUAAACAUGUUAUUGGUGUAAAGAAUAUUGAAAUAGAAUUUGACAGAAGCAAAGAAUACCUACCCAAGAAGCGAAAUUAAAUGGGCGAUUCGUGGACCAAAAACUGCCAAGUUUUCUCAGUGUUUUAGAGGUGGUUUAACGUCAAAUAUAGCUGUCAAUUUAUGUAGAGCAACAUUUGGUAUAUUAUUAUUAGCGUUUUGUGAAAAUUGCAGUAUAGUUAAGUAGUUGCAUUUAACUAAAUAGUAAUUAGAAAUUAGAUAGUUUUAAGAUUUUUAUUACAUAAGAAAAAUACAUUGCGCUAUUCGUAAAUUUUAAUGAACAUUUUUGCAUCCGGCUGUAAAUGUUUUAUUUUUAAAAUUUCUAAAUCAGUAUUACCUUUAAUGAUAAUUUACGACUACGUAUUAUGCAUUAUUUAAUUUCUUAAGUCUUUUAUUUAAAAUGUUUUUUUUUUGUUUUUUAAACCAUUUGAAUUAAAACAGUAAACGAACAAUAAUUAAAAUAUAUGACAAACUCAUUCCGAGGAACCAAGUCACUGCUAUAUCAGGAUGCAAUCGAAAUGCAUGCAGCUACCUACAGUACUUCUGGAUAUGUAACGUGUGGAGGGUGGGUUACCCCAUGCACUUAGGCCCUACUAGGCCCAUUGUGUAUCCUAAGAUCACAGGCACCUCCUAGCACGUGAACCCGUCUACAGAUUGAACGUAGGUGACAACGUGGCCAAGAGGUUCUUCUCUUAUAUCGGACGGUGUUAGCCAAUACUUCUAAUAAAUAAGAGCGUCAGGCAAUCAUAGAGGAUAUGCUCAAUGGUCUCAUCUUCUUGUUCGCACCCCCUGCAGGGUGCGGAUUAUGAUAGCCCUAUUAUAUGGAGAUGCUUCCGUACUUGGCAAUGACCAGUCCAAAUACCUGCGAUCAGGCGCAGAUUCUGUCUAGUCAUAAUGAAGUGUUUCUUUACUGUAAUGUUUUCAGGAUAACUUAAAAGCUUCCUGACAACCCUGCAGUUUCUGGUUUCCUCCCAUCUUUCCUUGAAUUUCACAAGAGAAUGUUCUUUAAUUAGGUCUGUCACUACCUAUGUUGUCAGUUCAAUAGAAGAGCCAGGUCCAAAAAGUAUUUGGUUAACUGCCUUCUUGUCUAGUGAAUCAGCACCAUAUUGUUGAUGCAUACUCUUGCCACAGUUUCGUAACAUCACAGCUUCGUAACAUUCUAGUACUAACCCUGAGUAAAUUCGUAGUCUGUUCAGGAUAAGUAGUGCUUAUCUGCUAUCUGUAUAGAUGAGCUUGUUCCUACAAUAUCACUAUUGUUUCUGGUGAUUUCUUUUGCUGUCAUGAUAACCUGCCAUUACCGGCUCUUCUAUUCUAAACAUCAGUUUCUGCCCCAACCGUGCAAAGGCGUGUCAUUGUCAUCCUCGAUGUACAUAUCAAGGGGAGUGAGACAAAAAAAGACUUCUAUGGCUCUGGUUGGUGUAGUUUUCAUGGCUCCUGUUAUAUUGAGACUUGCUGUUAUUUGAAUUUGUUCUAGUUUGCGGAUAGCUGUCAAUUUUUGGAUUUUCGGUACCCAGACAACUGUACCGUAUAUCGGCAUAGGUCUUAUGAUGGCCAUGUAAGUCCAUGUGGGAGAAACCGCAGAUGCUCCCCACGGUUCGGCGGCAUUGUUCAUAAACAAUGUAUGAUCUUUUGACUCUAUUUUCUAAGUGUGAGUUCCAUUAUAACUUGUCAAAAUAGCUACCUAGGUACUUCACUUCUGUUGCAAAGUUUUCUUUUAUGUUUAAGAGCUCUAGAGGUUUUAAUUCAAUUUUCUUCCUAUUCCUUGUGACAACGACCAUUUCUGUCUUCUUGGAAUUGAUAGACAGUGGAUGGUCCUUGCACCACUGUUCCAUAAUUAAAGACACGAAUGGAUAAAGGUGUCAUGUCAUAAAAAGAUUAUUUCGGGAAAAUCAAAUUUAAAGUUUUACAAUUGCAUUACGAUAUAUGGCUCAUGAUACCUUCCUAUCUGAUGUAUAGCCAUUAUUUAUCAAAAUUGGAAAUUAGAACUACCUACCAUAAACAAAAAAUAUAGUAUAUUUUAAGUAUUAUAGGCCAUGAAAAUCAUUUUUUGAAAAAAUGUGACAUGUUACAUGUAUCUUCAUGUCUUCAAUUGUUCUCAAAAUUCCCAGGUUAUUUGCUUACGCUAUUGUGUAAUGACUGUCAUUAUUUGUAAGUACAAUAAUAAUAUUUAUUUUGUUAUUAAAAUAAUCUAUUUUUCAAAAAGAACAUGGUAAGAAUUUUCUGUAAGCCAUUGUUACUUUAAUGUGUUCAAUUCUUAUGAACCAAACGACAAAAAUGGAUUAAUUUUCAUAUGUUUCCCAGUGUAUUAAGUUCCCAUGCUUUAGUACAUACGAAAACUCAUUCAGUUUCGCUUCUUGGGUAGGUAUUCUUUGACAAAAAUAACAAACCUCAUCUAAUUUUCAACAUUAUGACCAAUUUGCAACUGUCAAUAAAAAUAUUCUCUCUGUCGGAGAUUGAUCUGUAUAUUACAGAACGCCAAACUUGAUGAUGUUUGUGACAUAUACACGAUUGAAUGUUUUUUUUUUCACUGUGUUUAGUAGGAUAUACAAUUUUAUUUGGAUAUUUUUUAUUUACGUCGUGCUUUUGUUUAAUAAAAAAAAAUUUAAUGUGGAGUAAAUUAAUGUUAUUUUUGCUAUAGUGCUAAAAGGAGAUCUACUUACUAGUGGCCAAAACCUAUAUAAUUAAAUGAAUAUUGACUAAUAAUAUAAUAGAUAGUAUUUUAUAACCAAAAUUGAUUGAUUUACUCCCUGAAUCCCCUUAGAAUGUACACUAACAAUGUCUUUUUAAAAAAGUACAGAUUAGAAAUCAAGGUACAUUAAAUAUUUAAAAAUUUUGUGUAGAUUAUUGUGUAUUUUAUUACUGUAAUUAUUAAUUACGAAUCUCCUCAGCCUAAACAGAUUAUUUAAUUUUAACAAUAAUUGUCAACUAUUCUGUCAAAUAAUGGUUCUAUUUUCACAGAAAUUACAUUUUAUUUUAGUUAUUACUCACUGAGCUAGGUACACUGUGAAUAGUUAUGAUUUCUCAGAGUAUCUCUGCAGUGGAACUAGCCCUAUGUUUCUUUUCUGUAUUGCUCUAAGUCAUAGAAAGUCCCAACUGUCAAAUUUUACACUUUUAUCUAUAUCAAAGCUGCUUAUUCUCUUUCAAUCAAUUAGGCAUUCCAAACAAAUGAAUUGUCUGUGGGCAGGUUUGGUAGAUCUGACGGUUGCGACAUACGAUGUAUUCUACCUACAAUACCUAAAAUCAUGAAUAAUGGAUUAUUUUAUAUCGAACACUAUAAAAAUAUUAAUUAAAAAAACUGCUUGUACAUUUUUUUUAAAAACUGGCAGGAUUGACGACUGAUAUUUCGAAUAAAAAUAGCGUCCAAGAUGAAAGACUAUGUCGCUACCCACUUAGAUAUACGAGACCUUCCCACUGGCAGGUAUUGUUUGACAGGUCGUUGGAAUGCCUAAUUAGGCAUUCCAACGACCUGUCAAACAAUAGGUGCCAGUGGGAAAUUCUUGUAUAUCUAAGGGGGUAGCGACAUAGUCUUGCAACUUGGACGCUAUUUUUAUUCGAAGUAGUAGUCGCCAAGCCUGCCAAUUUAUGAAGAAAUAUAUAGGUGGGUUUUUUAAAUAUUAUUUUUAUUGUGUUUGACAUAAAAUAUUUAAAUGUAAUCCAUUAUUCAUGAUUUUACGUAAAGUAGAUAGAAUACACCGUAUGUCGCCACCCUUAGUUAUACCAAACCUUCCCACUAGCAAUUCAUUUGUUUGGAAUGCCUAAUAAUUAUUAUUUUGUAUAAAUAAGUAUUUAAGUCGAACCAUUAUUUGAAAGAAAGAUUUAUUGGGUAUAGUUGUGUAUAUUAAUUUGUGUUUCAUUAAUAGUACAAAAAAAUAAUAAUUUUAUCUUGUCAA
Psylliodes chrysocephalus is the source of this 9440-nucleotide messenger RNA. NCBI's taxonomy places the organism in Eukaryota, Metazoa, Arthropoda, Insecta, Coleoptera, Chrysomelidae. The record is from the annotation of a GenBank genome assembly.